UGUGUGCCGCGGUUAUGUGUGUGUGCGUUAUCUGCCGUGACCGAAAUUUUGUUGGUUAUGUGCCGUGUGUUCGUUUUUGAUUCACUGCCCAAUUCAUUCCGAAUUACAAAACGACGAUACCGCCGCCGACCGGAUAUAAACAUCAUUUUUAUUUUUAUUUUCAACGCUAUAACAUAAAAUCCGAUAUUGUCCAUCUAAACUUAGAAGGCGACUCUACACGGUAUUUAGGCAACACCCCAUGGGAUCCGUUGAUCGUAUGUCGUACAUAGUUUUCGAGUGCCGCCGCCGCCGGUCGUAAAUAUUAAUAACAAUAAUAAUUACAUUUUUACAACUAGCACACGACCACGGGACGUGUAACAAACACAAGUGUAUUGUAAACAUGUUAUGCGACCACUUCCGCAGUGAAUGGAUCGUCUUGGCAAAGCGGCAUUGUCGUUGAAUUACUACACUCGUCUACCAUUUUCUAGUCGAGAGCCAAGUAUUUUGUUUUCAGACUGAAACGGGGUUUUUUUGUUUUGUUAGUCGACUAAUCUAGUCUCUAGAUAAACUGCCGGUCAAGAUACUGUCGGCCGGCACACGCUUGCUUUAGAUGGCUGUUCGUCGCGGUGCAACUCAGUAACGCGCGCUGUCCACUUAUAGCUUACGCGACAUUCAUGGUGUUAUCGAUAGGCUUGCGAAAAUCAUGGGUAACUGGACCAGCUGUUGUUCGUACAAUAGCCCCAUACCGAGGCGCAAGGACGUCAACGGCGUGACCAACGAAUUCCCCAAAGAGGGCGAAGAGAGCGUCGGCAACCUACAGCACAUCAGCGAACGCGAACAGGACGAUUGGAACACCGACCCGUCCUGCCACCCGAAAGUAGCGACCAUCUUUUUGGAACGGUCCAAAGUUGAGAAUGGCUUAACGAGAAAACAAAGUCAAUCGCAGAUUGUCGACUUCCGAUCUCUGAAAAAAAGUAGUUCAUGUUCGACCAUUUAUUUGGACGAUAGUACAGUGUCUCAACCUAAUCUUAAGAAUACAGUCAAAUGCGUAGCACUCGCUAUUUACUACCAUAUAAAAAAUAGAACAUCCGAGAGACAAAUCAAUAUUUUUGAUGAAAAAUCACAUCCCUUAACGAGAGAACGUGUACCUGAUAAUUACGAUAUUCAAAGUCCAGAACACCGCCAAAUCUAUAAAUUUGUUCGGACGUUGUUUAACGCUGCACAACUGACUGCCGAAUGUGCGAUUGUCACACUUGUUUAUUUAGAAAGAUUGCUGACGUAUGCUGAAAUUGACAUAACGCCUGCCAAUUGGAAAAGAAUUGUACUCGGAGCUAUUUUAUUAGCAUCAAAAGUGUGGGAUGACCAAGCCGUAUGGAAUGUCGACUAUUGUCAAAUUCUCAAAGAUAUUACGGUUGAAGACAUGAACGAAUUGGAACGUCAAUUCCUCGAAAUGCUCCAGUUCAACAUUAACGUUCCGUCCAGCGUGUACGCCAAGUACUAUUUUGACCUUCGUUCGUUGGCCGAAGACAACGAACUAACAUUCCCCGCGGAACCGUUGAGCAAAGAAAGAGCGAAGAAACUUGAAGCCAUGUCGCGUGUGUUUGAGGAUAAGAUAACAGCAGAGUUUUUGAAGAACGGCAUCAAGAAGUGGUCCAGUCUGGACAACGUAAGCAGUCAGGCAGUGACGCGAAAGAGCGCCGCUAUUUUGUCCUAAACAAGCACAAUACUACUUUUCCUACUGCUGCGACAAAGGCCGAUUUGACUUCACCGAAUUUGUGAUCGUAAUCAUAGGUGUAAUACUAUAAAUACAUAUUGUUACAAAAGGUGUACUAAUUCUAUAUGCCUUUGCUAGAUUCUUCUUUUUUUCCUCAGUCUAAAACAAUUGUCAUCAAAGUCUAAUUUAUUAUCAUUAUUUUUAUUAUUAUUAUUUAAGUGUUUUAUUUAUGUGGUGUUUUCGUUAGAUCCAAAACAUCUAUUCAUUAUUAUUAUCAUUUAAAUAGUUUACUAUUCAUUACUUCUAAAUUUUUUAAUAUUAAUCAAAAACGACCAAUCAAUUUUAGUAUUUAGUACAAUCGUCGUACGGCAAUAGUUAUCGAAAGCAAUUUAGCGAUCCUAACUAUUGUUGUUCGCUCGAUUAAUCGCCAUAAUAUUAGUUAUCUAGACGCAUGCGCGCGUACCUACCGUAUCGACGGUAGAAUGUCAAUUCAAUUUUCAAGAAAACUGAAGAUUUAUUUAAUUUGUGACUCUUUAAUUUAUUUAAUUAAAUAACUUAUAUGUAUAGAAUUCUCAAGAACAUUUAAAUUGAAUGU
Adelges cooleyi (spruce gall adelgid) is the source of this 2288-nucleotide messenger RNA. RefSeq names its product cyclin-Y (gene CycY). Gene Ontology annotation, molecular function: protein kinase binding; cyclin-dependent protein serine/threonine kinase activator activity. NCBI's taxonomy places the organism in Eukaryota, Metazoa, Arthropoda, Insecta, Hemiptera, Adelgidae. The coding region runs from base 683 to 1693 and encodes 336 amino acids. The record is from RefSeq and is a predicted model, not a curated record. Gene Ontology annotation, biological process: regulation of cyclin-dependent protein serine/threonine kinase activity; regulation of canonical Wnt signaling pathway. Gene Ontology annotation, cellular component: plasma membrane. The transcript is spliced from 6 exons.